AUGGUACUUAUCCGGAUCAUGCUCAACUUAUUUCCAUUUCGAAUUCUUCUUUUGGCUUUUCCCACAAAAGUUGAGUUUGUUGAACUUAAGACUCUUCUUGUUUUUUUUCAACCUUUUACAACAACUCGAUUGAUGAAUGGAAACAAAGACAGCACCUACUAUAUGAGCAACAAACUGAUUACUUUGGAAGAAUCUCACGGCUUUGUUCUACCAGUUCCAGGCUUUGAAAUCUAA
Molecule: messenger RNA, 234 nt
Organism: Botrytis fragariae
Lineage: Eukaryota; Fungi; Ascomycota; Leotiomycetes; Helotiales; Sclerotiniaceae
Exons: 2
Coding region: 1-234 (77 amino acids)
Source: RefSeq, a predicted model, not a curated record